AUGUCGUCCAUCAACAUUGUCAAGUACUAUUUCCAAGCUACCCAAGUCCCCAGAAGCGAAGUUCGGAUGAGGCAACUCAUUGCAUUGGCGUAUCAGACUGCACGCGACAAACAGCUCUACCCAAAGGCUGUAAUUGUUCGGAGCGAAGUUCACGCAACAACGACCAUCAACGGGAGACAUCAGAAAGAUCCCAAGGGCGACCACGUCACAUUCAGCUACAAGACGCAGGAUCACUUGGGUCGCGAGACUCAUGUCGCCUUUCAUGGCUAUGUCAAGGACCCCGGUACGUUGGAGUUCAAGGAGGCGACCCAUGCAGCUGAGAAGGCCGACUCAACCGUAAAGGGGAAUAAGAAGCCGGCUUGGCCACAAGACGAAGACCUCUGGGAGGCGCCAGAUGUAGGUUAUGGACAUAUGCCUUGA
Molecule: messenger RNA, 420 nt
Organism: Hirsutella rhossiliensis
Lineage: Eukaryota; Fungi; Ascomycota; Sordariomycetes; Hypocreales; Ophiocordycipitaceae
Exons: 2
Coding region: 1-420 (139 amino acids)
Source: RefSeq, a predicted model, not a curated record